AUGCCAUACCUUAAAUCAGAUUUGGAACAUGGCACGAUCACCGGCAAUCAGGAGCAUUCUAGCAACAACCCGUUCGAGAAACUCGUGGAAGAUCUGAGUGCAGCUUUGGGACCGAGCUCUGGUCUGGAUUCCGAGGAUGUAGAUCCUCAUGACAUUGAACGCUUGAUGGAGAAGUAUGUUUCCAAUGAAAUUGAAUGGGGUGUAUACGCCAUGGGAGACCAGAGCAGGUCUUAUACACGAAAUCUUGUUGAUGAAGGGAAUGGGAAAAGCAAUUUGCUUAUCCUUGUCUGGUCGCCUGGCAGGGAAAGUGCAGUCCAUGACCACGCUAAUGCCCAUUGCGUCAUGAAGAUACUCAAGGGCUCUCUGAAAGAAACGCUCUACUCAUGGCCAGAGAAAGACGACCAAACUCCCAGCGGUCAGGAGUCGCCUUUGCAGAUCACCAAAGAGACUAUCUAUAACGAGAAUCAAGUAACUUAUAUGUCUGAUAAGCUCGGAUUACACCGAAUAUCAAACAUGGACCCUAACAACUACGCCAUUUCCCUCCAUCUGUAUACACCCCCAAAUGCUGCCACUUUCGGAUUCUCAAUUUUCGACGAACGAACCGGCAAAUCAAGCCAUAUCAAACAAUGCGAUUUUUACUCCCGCAGAGGCGAGAAAGUAUGA
This is a messenger RNA of Talaromyces atroroseus, 663 nucleotides long. RefSeq names its product Cysteine dioxygenase. Lineage: Eukaryota; Fungi; Ascomycota; Eurotiomycetes; Eurotiales; Trichocomaceae. Gene Ontology annotation, molecular function: cysteine dioxygenase activity; ferrous iron binding. Gene Ontology annotation, biological process: L-cysteine catabolic process. The transcript is spliced from 5 exons. The record is from RefSeq and is a predicted model, not a curated record. Bases 1 to 663 code for a protein of 220 amino acids.